Messenger RNA from Striga hermonthica, 225 nucleotides. The record is from the annotation of a GenBank genome assembly. NCBI's taxonomy places the organism in Eukaryota, Viridiplantae, Streptophyta, Magnoliopsida, Lamiales, Orobanchaceae.
AUGCUUCUCUUAUUUCUCAUCAUCUUAAUCGGGCCGGGCUUUUCCAGCGGGACUUUGCAUGUGAAGAAUAUGGGUUCUGAAGUUUAUGAUAUUGACUAUAGAGGCCCAGAGACACAUACAUAUUUACCGCCACCGGAUCGGACCGGCCAGCGACCCAGGAUCCACCACCGGGCCAGCAAGGCCCAGCGGAAGUCCAAAAAAUCGGGAAAGAAAAUUGUGAGCUGA